AUGAUAGAGAGUAGGGGGAAGUGUAACUUCAUACGGGAGAACUUCAAAGUGGAUGAAAACAUCUGGCAACUCGCCAAGGAACUUGAAGACGGGAGCACUGAUAACGAUUCCUCGACGCGCAUCGGCCGAAUAGAGACACAGUCAUUGUGCCCGCUAUGUACAAAUGUACUAUUGGUGUUUGAGCAAUGGCUUGAGGGAGAAAGCACACAUAUUUCUACCUUGGCCGGCAGAGAGGAAUUGAACGGGGUCUAUGAAGGUGUUGACAACAGGGAUUCCCGCUAUGGGCUAGUUGUUCGCUUCUUUGAGGAAGGAUCCAGUGGUGUACGGGUUUCAGUAGAUCACUGCGUACAUGUUGGUGAUCCUGAAGCAGGGCGAAGCUGGGCAUGUAAGCUCCAAAAGGCCGUGCGGCAGCUUUGCAACGACGUGCCUCCAAAAAAGAAGAUAGAAGAAGUUGAAACUAUUACCCAGAAAGAGCUUGCCGACAUUUGGCAUUGGAACGCUGACGUGCCCGAAACCAUCCACGCCUGCGUGCACCACCUGAUCGCCGACAUUGUCCACCAACAGCCGAACGCUCCCGCUGUCUGCGCCUGGGACGGCGACCUAACUUACCGCGAGCUUGACACCAUCUCUGACGCACUGGCAACUUACCUAGUCAAUGCCGGCGUUGGUCAUGGUGAUAUUAUACCGCUCUGCUUCGAGAAAUCUAUGUGGGCGCCGGUGGCCAUGCUUGGCGUCAUGAAGGCGGGCGCCGCCUCCGUCGCCAUGGACACCACCCACCCCGAGGCUCGCCUACGCACUAUCGUCCAGCAGGCUUUUGCAUACUCCUCUCACCGGGUCAUUCUUUCUUCUGUGACUAACGAGCCCCUGGUGCACCGGUUACCACGUACGGAGGAACCGGAAAGCACAGUACUUGUCCCUGAGACUCUAAUGCGAGAGGUUCCUCCUGACCACAAAUUCCAACCAGCCACCAUCAAACCCGACAAUAUCCUGUACGUCGUGUUCACCUCCGGCAGCACUGGUAACCCAAAGGGAGCUAUCAUCACGCACGCCAACUUUAGUAGCGCUAUCGCCCACCAACAAGUCGCUCUCGGAUUUGAUUCAACGUGUCGCGUGUUUGAUUUCGCCUCGUACGCUUUCGAUGUUGCUUGGUCGGACGCAUUGCAUACACUGACUGCCGGGGGUUGCAUGUGCAUUCCUAGCGAGAACCAACGGAGGAACGAUAUUUGUGCUGCAAUUAGAGACUUGCGAGCGAACUACCUUGAUUUAACACCAACUGUCGCACGACAGAUUUCACCGGCAGAGGUACCAAGUAUACGAACGAUUGUUUUUGGUGGCGAGCGAGUUGGCGCGUCGGACGUGAUAGACUGGAUUAACUGCUCGACCAUCCGCAAUCCUUACGGGCCUGCUGAAUGCACCAUUACAAGCACAGUAUCAGCAAUAUUACCAGGAGAUGACGCAGAACCGGGAAUCGGUCAAGGCUGUGGUGCCAUCACCUGGAUCGUCUGCACGGAUGGUUCCGGACUGGUGGCAGUCGGCGAGACCGGAGAGCUCUGGCUGGAAGGGCCGAUCGUUGGCAAGGGGUACUUAGGAGAUCCAGAAAAGACUGCCGCAGCCUUCAUCGAAGACCCACCGUGGCUCCUUCGAGGGGGACCAGGAGUGCCUGGUCGUCGUGGCCGCUUGUAUCGUACCGGCGAUCUCGUGCGCUACAACCCUGAUGGCUCCCUCCACUUCAUUGGCCGUAAGGACGACCAGGUCAAAAUCCGCGGCCAGCGCGUUGAGCUCGGCGAUGUAGAACACCACUUGCGCCAAUGCCUCGCUGCUCACCCGGAUAUCGCUGUCGUGGCUGACGUUGUACGGCCAUCAGGGAGCACGGCACCGCUGCUUGCUGCCUUUCUGGCUAUCGGCGAGUCCGCUAACGCGGACGAGGCGACGAGAAACGCCACCCUCGUCGCGCUGAUCACCUCGAUCGAAGAAAGUCUUUCACAGAAUCUACCUGUCCACAUGAUACCCACCGCCUAUAUCCCCAUAUCUAAUAUUGACCUGACCGGCACCGGUAAGACCGACCGCCGCCGCCUGCGGGACCUCGUCGCUGCCAUGACCUUCGAGCAGCUGGCCGACUUGAAUCCAGCUCGUUCCCAUGGGCCCCGUCACGAACCAAGCACAGAGGCCGAGAGGCAGCUCCAGCAGCUUUGGGCCUCCGUCUUGCCCAUUGACGCGAACAGUAUCUCCGUCACCGAUAACUUUUCGCGCAUCGGCGGUGAUUCUGUCAGUGCCAUGCGUCUGGUGGCUGCUGCCCGGAAUAGGGGUCUGAAUCUUAAUAUAGCCGACGUCUUCCGCCAUCCUCAUCUA
This is a messenger RNA of Truncatella angustata, 2349 nucleotides long. RefSeq lists its product as uncharacterized. Gene Ontology annotation, cellular component: cytoplasm. The transcript has a single exon. Gene Ontology annotation, molecular function: phosphopantetheine binding. Lineage: Eukaryota; Fungi; Ascomycota; Sordariomycetes; Amphisphaeriales; Sporocadaceae. The annotation marks the transcript as partial. Gene Ontology annotation, biological process: amino acid activation for nonribosomal peptide biosynthetic process; secondary metabolite biosynthetic process. The record is from RefSeq and is a predicted model, not a curated record.